UUCCUCCAGCAGACGGAAUCAACUGAGUGGGAGGACCACGGUCGGACACUGUUUGAGACAGCUAUGACCCUAAAAUUGAAUCCCCGACGUCUAAAAAAGCUUCGCAAUGAUUACCUGGCUGCCAGGAGUCAAGAACAGGCAGAGCAGAUCGAAGUUCGGCGACUUCGGACUGAAAACGGGCUCCUUCUGCAGCGGUUGGCGCGUUUGGAGGAGGACAACACAUACCUAGCGAAGCAGUUGGUCGACUGCAACGUGGAACGUGCCCAGCUCUCUGAGGAGGUCUCGCGUCUUCGGGGCUCGUUGGCGCGACUGCGGGCAGCCCAGGAGGCCUCCCUCGCCACCCCGACCUCCUCUCCGCCCUCAGCUCCCGCGGGAGCCGAAAACGGGCACCACAGCGACGCCGCCGACGCCUCCGCGGUGCCGCCAACACCUCAACCGCCACCGCCACCCUUAAAAAUGACGCCGGUCGCCAACGGCAACCAGGUUGUCAUGACUGCAACUCCUUCUCCACGGAGUUCAGACAGAUGUGGCGGCGCCGGAGUUUCAGAGACCACAUCGGGUGCCGAGUCGUGGGCCUCAUUCUCACCAACGUCCAUCAGCCGCAGCUCCAAUGACCGUCUACUCAUGGAGACGAUUCAACAGUUGGAGACUGACCUCGUCCGUCUCCGUGUUCGAGAGACGGAAUACCAUUCUGCGUUGAGAGACGCAAAGGAACGAAAUCGCCUUCUGGAAGAGAAAUUGGAAGCCGCGAUCCGAGUGCCCGCAGAGCAGAUGGAGGUACUGCACAGCGAGCUGAUGAAGGUCAAACUGCGUGAGGCCGAGGGUCUGCUGAAGCAGAAGGAGCUCCGAGACCGCGUUGAAGAGAUUCAAACCCUCUGGGACAACCACCAGGCAUUAUCUGGAGCCAGUGGCGGCGGCGGCGGAAACUUCACCGGCAAAUCCGAGGUUGGUGGAGCGCAGGCGAGUGGGUUCUUGCGCACCAGUGCUGGUCUGAUCCACUCCAGACUGCUUGGUCGAGCUUCAGUGGUUGCGGUGACCGCAGACAGAGCACAGCACCUCUCCGAUCGCCUUCUGGAGACUAAACUCUUCGGCCAGAUCAGCGAGCUGCAGCAGAAGGUGAGCGAUCUGAACGAGAAGGUGGAACGGAGUGCCUUGCGUGAGGCUGCUCUCCGCGCUGAGCUCAAGGAGGCCGAGUGUCGGUGCGCCGACCUUGAAGCAAAGCGCAAAGCUGACGCGAUUCUCUGGCGCAUCCGGGAGAUCGAAUUGUCGUCACAGGUUGCGGAACUGAAGCAGCGCUACUCGGAGCUCGACUGCCUUCACGACGCCGAAAACGCCGCGAAUACCCUCCAAGGUCCGCCGACAGGGACAGCGCUGAGUGGUACCUCAUCCGUCGCGCCCACACCAGAGGUGGGCAGAGCUCGGUGCGGUGCCUUGAGAGCACCAAGGUGUCCCGAGGAUCGCCUCUCGGCCAUGUGGAAGGAUCUGCCCCCUGCCAUCAUGACGGAGUCGAUUGGGCCGCUCGAGGACCUGUGCAUACUCCCCGACGACCCCAUGAUCACCAGUAUUUACACGAAUGAGGAAAACGCUAAGUAG
This is a messenger RNA of Mesocestoides corti, 1593 nucleotides long. The record is from the annotation of a GenBank genome assembly. Lineage: Eukaryota; Metazoa; Platyhelminthes; Cestoda; Cyclophyllidea; Mesocestoididae.